CUCCGUCAAUGUUGUGUCAUCAUCAUAUCGUAUGUUCUAAAAACCAAUAAUGGCGUUGAAUGACAGGAACAGUGUGGACUGUGUGGACGUAUAUAGUGUCAAACAGUCAAAGGUUCAUUUGAUUUUCUUUACGUGUCCCAUUCAUUGACGAAGUUGACUCUGUUUUGUCGACUACGCCAAUCAGCUCCACCGAUUAUUUGUUUUUUCCCUUGUAUAUCCUUUCCUUCAGUAGCACAUCCACUCACCUUCCCCCAGUCGUUACGCAAUUCGUAAGUGGUUAGUGAUACAACGUCUCUAGAAGGGGUUACGCGUGAAUUGAAGAGCGAGAAUGUGGUUCUGGCAUUUUCACGAUGGAGGUUGUGGAGCUGUUUAACCACAUAAGCACAAACGUCGGAUCCUACACGAUCCCACCAUGGUUCUACCAGCUGCUCUCGGACUACCAAAUAACCCGGAACGUCCUGAUAAUCUCCACAGCGAUAGUAAUCCUCUUCAUCACAGUUCUCCUCUCCUUCCUCCGAAAAUGGAAGAACAAAGAGCUCCUCGUGAAAGAGGUGAAGGAGUUCGUUGGGGUAGGAAGUGGAAAGCCAAGGUUUCGUAAGCGAGACAAGGUCCUGUUCUACGGUAGAAAGAUGCUGCGCAAGGUGAAGUCAAUAAGUGGGCAGGUGCAUCCCACGGGUCAGGGUAAGAAGCGUCGUGCGGUCAUGAGAUUUGCGAGGAGAUUGCUCCAGCUUAAGAAGGACACUGCGCCGCAGCAGCUGAAGGUCCUGGAGCCACCGGCCGAGUACUUGGAGGAAGAUCUUGGACCUGGAGACAGAGUUCCUCCAGAUGCACUUUACAUUCUCCAAAGUAUCAGGGUUUUUGGACACUUUGAGAAGCCCGUGUUCUUGAAAUUAUGCAAACACACUGAGAUUAUGAAUUUACCAGCUGGAUCAGCUCUGUUCAAGAUCGGAGAUCCUGAUGAGAAUGUUUUUAUAGUCCAGCAGGGACUCGUUAAUGUCUAUAUUAAUGGAGUUGACGGCUCUCAGGUGCCACUGAAACUCGUCAAGACUGGGGAAUCGGUGACGAGUCUUCUCAGCUUCACUGAUGUCCUGACUGGACACACAAGCACGUACAAGACAGUCUCAGCCAGGGCUGUUGAGGACUCCGUCGUUGUGAAAUUACCCAUGAGCGCGUUUCAGGAGGUUUUUCAGGAUCAUCCUGAUGCUUUCAUUCGGGUCAUUCAGGUCAUCAUGGUGAGGCUGCAGAGGGUCACCUUCACGGCGCUUCAUCAGUACUUGGGGCUGUCUGCUGAGCUGGUCAAUCCGGGGUCUCAUAAGAAGAAGCAGAGCCCUUUCUCCGGGUCGCCUGUGAGGUCCAGGACGAAAGAGAAUUUUUCCACUCAAGUUCAUGAUGGGGCUUCUUAUUCUACUUCUAAUGAGGGGCAGGAGGGCAGUGAGGCUAGUGCUCAUGGCUCACAUCCGGUUAAUAUUGGAGGGUUGAAGAGAACGAAAAACAACCUAGACUGGAAGCUCCUGGCGUCGUCCCAGCUCCCAGUGAGUCACACAACGACCCCGGACAUGGUGCCCGAGUGCGACGCCCACUGGUCCUCGUUGCCCCCCUCAAGCCUCCCCUCGCACCCCCCAAGCCACCCCAGCAGCCAGAGCGGACCGGACGUGAUGCACACAGGCACCCCCUCAGGCUUCCCCCGAAAAAAAUCGACCAACGAGCCCCCGCCCCCCUUCGACGAGGCCCACCUGGUCCAAAUAGCGACCGAGGCGUUCGUCAAAGAGCUCGGCCUAGAGGACGACUCAGUCCUCAAGGAGAAAGUACAGAUCCGCGAAGUCCCAGCUGGCACUUACCUCAUGAAAGAAGAGUCCCACAAGGACGUUGCCCUAGUCUACGUGGUCUCCGGCUCCCUAAUAGUCUCCCAAAAAGGUGCUGAGGGUAACGCAACGAACGAGGAGAUCCACAUGUUCAGCGCUCACCAGGGAGAGAUAGUGGGUGGUCUGGCAGUGCUGACAGGCGAGCCCUCGUUCUACACAAUCAGAGCCAAACACCCGAGCAGAAUCGCCCUCCUGAGCAAGCAGACCUUCUUCUCGAUAAUGAGGGACACCCCAACGGUCGUCCUCCACGUCGCCAACACUGUGGUUCGAAGGUUGAGCCCUUUCGUCCGCCAGGUGGACUUCGCCCUGGACUGGCUCUUUCUCGAGAGUGGUCGAGCUGUUUAUCGUCAAGGGGACGAGUCAGACUCGACGUUCAUCGUGUUGAGUGGACGUUUGAGGUCUGUCAUCACUCACGCCAACGGGAAGAAGGAGCUCGUGGCUGAGUAUGGAAAGGGGGACCUCGUGGGGAUCGUGGAGAUGGUGACGCAGACCCCUAGGUCCACCACUGUGAUGGCUGUUCGUGAUUCAGAGCUUGCGAAACUCCCUGAGGGACUCUUCAACGUUAUCAAGCUGAGGUAUCCGAUCGUCGUGACGAGAUUAAUUAAUUUGCUCGGGCACAGGAUUCUGGGGACUUGGAAGCAGGUUCAGAGUCCUGUCACCAGCAGUCAGAGGGCCACUGUCGAUGCCAGACCUGCGCAGGUGAAUUUCUCUACUGUCGCUAUUGUUCCGGUCUCUGAGGAUGUGCCUCUCACUGCUUUUACGUAUGAACUGUAUCACUCGCUCUGUGCCAUUGGACCCUGCUUGAGACUGACUUCUGAGGUCGUGAGGAAGACUCUGGGGGCGAGUAUUAUGGAGCCGCCUAAUGAGUACAGGCUCACGUCUUGGCUGGCGCAGCAGGAGGAUCAGCACAGGAUUUCGCUGUAUCAGUGCGACUCGACGUACACAGCCUGGACGCAGAGGUGUGUCAGGCAGGCUGACUGCAUUCUCAUUGUCGGACUGGGGGAUCGACCCCCGAGUCUGGGGAGGACUGAGAGGGAGGUGGAGAGACUCGCUAUGAGGACGCAGAAGGAACUCGUGCUUCUGCACAAGGAGCAGAGUGGCCAGAGACCUUCCAAUACUGUGCAGUGGCUGAAUAUGAGGAGUUGGGUCUCUAGUCAUUUUCAUAUUCAGUGUCCCAAGAGGAUGUUCACUAGGAGGUCGCAGUACAGAAUUAAUGAGCUGUACUCAAAGGUCCUCAUGUCGGAGCCCAACGUCCACAGUGACUUUAGCAGAUUGGCGAGGUGGUUGACAGGUACAUCAGUGGGGCUGGUCCUCGGUGGAGGUGGAGCAAGGGGAGCUGCACAUGUGGGGAUGUUGAAAGCUAUUCUGGAGGCAGGGAUUCCUAUUGACAUGAUUGGGGGGGUCAGUAUUGGCUCCUUCAUGGGGGCUUUAUGGUGCAUGGAGAAGAACAUCACUACGACGACGCAAAAAGCGCGAGAAUGGUCCAAGAAAAUGACUCAAUGGUGGCGUCAAAUCAUGGACUUAACGUACCCAAUGACGUCAAUGUUCUCCGGAAAAGACUUCAAUAAAACGAUUCAAGCAACGUUCGGAGAUACUUACAUCGAAGACCUCUGGCUGCCUUUCUUCAUCAUAACUACUGACAUCACAGCUUCUUGUAUGCGCACGCAUACACAUGGAUUGCUUUGGAAAUACGUGCGGUCCAGUAUGACAGUUGCUGGUGUUUUUCCUCCCAUUUGUGAUCCUCACGACGGGCAUCUUUUGGUCGACGGAUGUUAUGUUAAUAAUGUUCCAGCUGACGUCAUGUUAAGACAUGGAGCACAUCACAUUCUGGCCAUCGACGUGGGGUCACAGGACGACACAGAUUUAACAAAUUACGGAGAUUCGUUGUCGGGCUGGUGGUUACUCUGGAAACGAUGGAAUCCCUUCGCUGUUCCUGUCAAAGUCCCCAAUUUACCUGACAUUCAAUCGAGACUUGCUUACGUCAGCUGCGUAAGGCAGUUGGAGGAGGUCAAGUCCUCGGAUUACUGUGAAUACAUCAGGCCACCCAUUGACAAAUAUAAAACGCUGCAAUUUGCCAAUUUCGAUGAGAUCAAGGACGUUGGAUAUCAUCAUGGGAAAACGUACUUUGAGGGUCAAUCAAAGGCUGGCGUCCUUCCUCGUUUCAACGCAGACCGAGAGACCGCACGAGCGCUGAGAGAAAAACACAAGUCAGGGAAUCCGGAGGCGUCCUCUUACACCUUCACAGACCUCGCGCAAAUGGUGUGUAAAGUCUCCCGAGGGAAUCGUUAUGGUGAUCUUGAUGACACAGACUCUGAUGAGUUCGAGGAAUACGAGGCUGACCUCGAGGAAGACGCCCAGGAGGUCGGUUAUGCGUCAGAGCCAACUGCUGGGAUUCUAGAUCAGAGUCCUGACGACAGCCGAUUGAGACGUCGUGCAGGAGUUUCUCUCAGCCUCUCGGACACAGAGGCUGAGUCAGAAUUGGAGUACCAUCCAAAGCUAUUUUGAACCUGGAGAGAAAGACCAAAAGUGAGAGCUUUACUUGCGAUAAAAUGGGUUACCAUUUAAGUUAGAAUAAUAAUCUAGACAAAAUCCAAAUUUUCAUAAUGAAGCACAGGGAUAUUUUCUAUUCAUGGUUGGGGAUGUAAAUUACAAAAUUUGUCGACGAAAUCCAGCCCCUGAGAGUUUACCAUCUCGUUAAUCAUCGUGUAAACAAUGCAAUGAUUGUAUCUAUCGAGGUACACGUACUGAAUAACUCAUUUGUAUUUAAUAUUAAGAAUGCGAAAGAAAUAAAUGAAAAUUUUCUAUUUGUACAUAAAACCAA
Diachasma alloeum is the source of this 4683-nucleotide messenger RNA. It is a transcript of the gene sws, whose product is annotated as neuropathy target esterase sws. The transcript has 9 exons. Lineage: Eukaryota; Metazoa; Arthropoda; Insecta; Hymenoptera; Braconidae. Gene Ontology annotation, cellular component: endoplasmic reticulum. Gene Ontology annotation, molecular function: phosphatidylcholine lysophospholipase A1 activity. The record is from RefSeq and is a predicted model, not a curated record. Bases 351 to 4367 code for a protein of 1338 amino acids. Gene Ontology annotation, biological process: phosphatidylcholine metabolic process.